AUGAAGUUCCAACUCCUCCCUCUCAUCUUCCUCUUCGCAUCCCAGGCAUCAGCGGCCUGUGCCAACGGCGAUGUUGAGCUUUGGGAUCUUCAGGUCAUCGACGGUACUGCGCAAUGUUCCAAGUACGGUUGCUACAAGUCGUGUACCUUUCCCGACGGCAACGGCAACUGUGGCGGCUGCACCCAACGAGUUUCCACCGGUACUGUUCGUCCUCUUGGCGGCAGUUAUUGCUGCCCUGGACCUCUUACUGGCCUGGGCAACACUUGCGUCACUGCUUGUCCCGCAGUUGGUCACAUCCUUGCCUCCGAUGUUUGGAUGGCCAUGUUCAGCGUCAAACAACCAAGCGGGGCCAUCGUCAUCAUUGUAUCGAAGCGUUUCUAG
Molecule: messenger RNA, 381 nt
Organism: Colletotrichum karsti
Lineage: Eukaryota; Fungi; Ascomycota; Sordariomycetes; Glomerellales; Glomerellaceae
Exons: 2
Coding region: 1-381 (126 amino acids)
Source: RefSeq, a predicted model, not a curated record